GUUUGUUUGGAUGGGAGCAGGCCGGGGUAUCAUCUGCAGAGAGGUUUCGGAUCUGGUGUCCAUAGUUGGGUUCUUCAUUUGGAGUUUUAGGGUGGAGGCUGGUGCAGCAGUCCAGAUUCAUGUUCUUUUCGCCAAGGGACGCCAUUAGGCUCUUCACACUACAUGGGACUGCAGGUUGCAUUUACUGGGAUUUUAAGCCAAGUCUCAUCUGAAAAUCCUGACUUCUAUAACUGGAACAGAGUCAAGAUACGGUAUUGUGAUGGUGCAUCAUUUUCUGGAGACACGGAAGUUCAAGCGAAGAAUGGAAGAAAACUCUUCUUCAGAGGCCAGCGGAUUUGGGAAGUAAUUAUGGGGGAACUACUAUCAGAAGGACUUGGAAAGGCUAAGCAGGCUUUUCUUACAGGAUGUUCUGCUGGUGGUCUUGCGACUUUUAUACAUUGUGACAGUUUUCGUGCACUUAUGCCUAAGGAUGCUGUUGUUAAAUGCCUUUCAGAUGCUGGUUUUUUCCUCGAUGAAAAAGAUGUUUCUGGGAAAAGAACCAUGCAGUCUUUCUUCAAUGAAGUUAUCGCUCUUCAGAAUGUGGGGAAGAACUUGCCAACUGAUUGCACAAAAAAGAUGGAACCCUCACAGUGUGUUUUUCCUCGUGAGCUUAUCAAGAGAAUAAAGACCCCAUUUUUUAUUCUUAACCCUGCUUAUGAUUUUUGGCAGAUACAACAUAUUUUAGUACCAGAAGCAUCUGAUACUAAACGGCACUGGCUGAGGUGUAAGCAGAACAUUCAUAGUUGCGACUCCAAUCAGAUUGAAAUACUGCAAGGUUUUAGAACAUCCUUGCUUGAUGCCUUGAGUGAAUUUCAGCACAAGAAGGAUGCAGGAAUGUUUAUUAAUUCUUGCUACAUACACUGCCAGACAAUGAGCAAUCUCACAUGGCAUUCUCCAAUAUCGCCACGAAUCAACAAUAAGACAAUUGCAGAAGCAGUUGGAGACUGGUACUUUGGCAGAAGAGAGGUGAAAGUUGUGGAUUGUCCAUAUCCCUGCAAUCCUACCUGUUACCAUAUGGAUUUCAAAAGUUUGAUGGGAUAAAUUUGGAGGGGAAAAAAAAACGUAUGCGAGGCCCUAUAGAAAAUCAGAAGACGACACGUGUCCCAGCAAAAAACUAAACGUUGGAUAGUUAUUAAUUUGGGUGAUUUUUAUUUUCCGAUAAAUUGAGCUUCGAUGUCUCAGCAUUUGAUUCUUUCCCAAAGGCCUUCUGUAAGCACGAGUUCUUCGAGAUUGUGUAGUAUUUAGAGACAGAAAGGGUAUCUCCAUUUGUUACAGAUUAUGUACAUUGAUUGUGAAGCCGAGGGAUGAAUGCGAGUCUGAGUCUGUUAGAGAAGCUUUAUGAUACCAUACGUCUGUAGAAACCCUAUACAUGUACACGCCACAGGAUUAUAGCACGAGAAUGUUGAGCGAGAAUGGAUUCUUGGAGUUAGUGUUUCCAAAUGUUACCUCUUUUCAACUAUGUUUGAUUUUUAAAUGAAUGUUGAACUUAAGUCUUGGGAUUUCCUUUUCCCUUCAAAAAAUCUAGAGCUUUCAUUUCCUUUGUUAAGCUUACAACAUUCUACUAAAAUGGUGAUGCGAGAGAAUGCAGGAAGGAUGUAAUGACAUUUGGAGAGGAUUAUGGAAUAACAUGAUUAUAUUUUUUCAAAAUUUCUUUUUUU
Asparagus officinalis (garden asparagus) is the source of this 1697-nucleotide messenger RNA. Its product is annotated as pectin acetylesterase 5-like. The record is from RefSeq and is a predicted model, not a curated record. Gene Ontology annotation, molecular function: hydrolase activity. Lineage: Eukaryota; Viridiplantae; Streptophyta; Magnoliopsida; Asparagales; Asparagaceae. The transcript is spliced from 11 exons. Bases 163 to 1080 code for a protein of 305 amino acids.